AUGGAGGAUUUGGACGCCUUCAUCUCCCAACCCACCAAUCCCUUUAGUUCUAAAGUUUCGCAGGACCUCCUGCAACUAGCGAUGAGCGGUUCUGUCGGCCUGUUUGGCCAUCUCUGCUGGUCUGACUCUAAGGGAGGCUGUAAGGGAGAGUUGCACUCGACGUCUGCGUCUCAGCCCGAGCUACAGAUUGCCAAUGUGGGCGACUGUGCAGCGUUGUUGGUGUCUGAAGAUGAAUCCGGUUAGUGCAGACACAAUUUAUACUUUUUACUUUUGUUCUCAGGACUGCAUUGUUCGGCCCUCUGUCCUUUUUUACUCUCCUGUACUGUGUUGAAUCCCACUUUUGCCCAUUUUGACUUGCUGUCCGAUGCCCACACGACGACCACGAUUCUAGUAUUCGUAACAUACUCUACUACUUGGAUCAUUGAAAGUAGUGAUACUAUUGUGAGCAAAGGUUUACGGUAGUACUGUGCGAAGGAUGUCUCAAAGACUAGCGGGCACCUUCUCAAGAACAAGGCUCUGCGGUAAUACUGUGAUCACUUUUAAAAUAAGCCAAACAGUGUCAUACAGAUGAAGCAAAAGUGAUCAAGGGUGCUUACCGCAUGACUACUUAACUUUUCUGCAGCGUUUUCGUCGUCUGUUCGACUCCCGAUAGCAGGAUCCUAGGCCCUUGGCGUCGGUAAAUCGACAAAUAUAUCGUUUUAUUUAACACCCACUAGGGUACUAUCACUUCUGGUCUUCCACUGGCCUCUCAUUGAUCUCUCAGAUUCGGCCCGAUACCCCUGCUUCGAGCACUGUCGGAGCUAGCAUCCCCUUGGGGUACGAGUUUGGCCAUCGUGGUAACGAUGACGAUUUGCCAUUAACGGUCCACGCCUUCGGGUAGGCUGAGCUUUCGGCUGUCUUACACUACUAGGAGGUGUCUCCGAUGGACAACCAGCACCUCACCUGAGACACACUCCGUUAUCCACGGUAACAUUAGUUUCCAAGCCGACCGCUGAGCAUGACACAGGCGUCACACCCUGUAGCAGCAGCGGCAGCAGCAGCAGCAUAAGAAGAAGACGGAUGCCUUUGUUUAUUUCGUGGCGUACGCUGAUCUGUAUCUACUUGUGGUGGGGCCAGUGGCACUUUCAAGUGUUCAUUUAGUUGUUUUCCUGAUGUUGUGGGAAGUACUUCAGUGCUGUUUCGUUUUUAUCGUGAUAUGACGUCCUUCAGGCAGGCAUAAGCUAAACGAUUUCGCGAAGGCUUGUCAACUGCUACCUGUCGUUGCAUAACAUUGAUAACGAACAGGAAGUAUAGCGAUAAGUAACGGCUUGUAAGUCAUUGCGAAUGACUUGUCUUUAGUCGCACUUAAUCCAUUGUCCUUGAACUUACGAGCGUGCUGCGUUUCGUUGGAGAGGAGCAGUGUUGUCGGUCUGGGGUCCAAGGCAGGACUGUUCUAUCGCCUUACACUAACCUCCUUGUAGUCCCGGAGAGCUAUAGCCAUGAUUUUGCCUAAGACAGUUGUAGAAGCUUGAGGGGAACGGUUUUUUUCAGAUGACAGGGUAGUCAUUUACCUCACAGUAUGCCUUAAUGCAUUGGCUUGCAUGCAAUCAAUACCCAUCUAUCGCGGUAAGGGGCCUUGUCUCCUUCUAACUGGUUUCCUAAACCGUACAAAUUGUACCUCUGCCGAUGGGGUUGGAUGCUACUGCAAUACCAAAACUGUUGACAACAGCUUUUCGAGUAAGGCUAUGCCCCUCUUCCUGUCGUGUUAAUCGCUGUCCUGGUUUCUUUAUCACUUUUUGAUUUUAAUCGAGGGGCAGCGUGAAGAUGGUCACGAACUUUCUUCAACUAUAAAUCGCUCUCGUUCCAUACUACGUUGCUUCCCUUUUAUAAUGCACAACAGAAUUACCGCAUUUUCGUGAUACAUUAUUAUAAUUUCGCUUGUUGAAAGCGCUGAUUCGGAUGCAGCAGGUCCACGUAGCGUCAGUCUUACCUCUCUCUCUCUCUCUCUCUCUCUCUCUCUCUCUCUCUCUCUCCCCACACCUACUGCCUUUGUGAUUUUAAAACAAAGUCAAAGAAUACUGGAGAUGGAAACACUACCAGCAGCUGACGAGACUGAAGUCAUGUUUACGCGUUGGCACAUGUACCGGCUCCCAGCAUCCCACAGCCUAACCAGCAGUUUAGAGCUCCACUCUACGAGAGUGCUGCAAUUUUCACACGACGGCGCAACCAUUGCAGCCUGACCGUUAAUGCACCGCAGUAGUUAAACGGCAUCACCGCUCGUUUGUAGUAGGUAAGACGCCGAAACGCCGGAUCGACCUCACACUCUCCCCCACCUCCCUUCUCUCUCAGUUGUAUCGUGUAGUUAACGUGAGCAGCACCCACUAAGAAGGCCGUGCUGGAGGUUGUCGGUAGCCAGGGGUUAAGAUGACUGGUAAAUUUGUCCCCCCCCACACAGCAUGUGCGACUCGAGGCGACUUUCUCGUUAUGAGUGAUCGUAUGUUAUUGCCGACUGAUCAAGACGAUGAGCACAAGUGACCCGGUUGAGCAGUAGUGAUUUGCGCGUGAGUUGGCUUUUUGUGAGGAGGACUUUCUCAGCCCCCCCUCACUCCCCUUAUUUCCACGUCCACCGUGGUUCAGUGUCAGGGCUGCCCGAAGGCGACCACACGUGCUGGCCGGUCUGACGUGUGCUGCAGCCCUUCAGGUGUCUCCCAAUAGCAACGUCGAGACUCAAACCCGGGUGUUGGAGUAACAUGCGUGGACUGACACUUAGAACUGAGGAUAUAAGUUGACUGGGGUUGGUGUUUGAGCUUUUGCUCGACGUUUGGGCAGAGCUCGUCAUAUUUAAGACCAUUAUGCCACCACAAUAACCCAAUACGCUCGUCGCUCGCCAUGGUUAACUGCCUCCCUGGAGUCGCGCUGUACCAAAGGUUGCAAGACUUGUGAGCCCUCAUAUGGAGGAAAUUUUUAGAUUUAAAUUUCUUUAUUUCUUCAAUGGGUUUUGACGCGCCGAGUCUUUUAGCCGACUGCCUGUGUGCCAUCCUGCGUCAAGGUUUGUCGACAGUUUUCUCAAAGAAAUCACAGAAAGUUCGGGUUGUAAUGAUAAUCACAUUGAACUUUUCGUUUGUCCACCUACCUUUCUCAAAGGCUUUAAAUUGCAUAGCAUGUGUUUAUUUGGAGAGAAAAUUACUUUUUAACACAAUUUCCCACCGCUUUUCUAUGUCCCGCUGGAGGACCGCACGCAAGGUAGUUUUGAUGUGUUUCGACAUUGAAUAGAGGGCCUAGAAGAGCCCUUACGGCGGGUUUCCAUGCAACACAGUUUCAUUAAUCUGCACACAGUUACGCGUCACCCUCUGAUGAAAGACUUCCUCAGCGGCCUACCAGACAGCACAGGGGAAACGCCGCGAGACCACCGAUGAGACGAUCCUCUCAGCGACAGAAAAUCGUUGAAACACGUGUCGGGGUCUUAGACAUUCAACAUUCGCAUAUUGUCGACUGCCUAUUAGCGGCUUAGUCCCGAAGGAUUUACUUCAAAUUCGCGCAUUUACUUUCAUAGGAAAGUAAAAAUCUGAACAGCGGGGUAAUUAACAUCACUUCCCGGCCAGCCAUCAUGACCGGUUUGGCGUCAUUGUUGAGGACCUUGCUGCCACAAGGCCAUCCACCCUUUUGCAGUGAGCCUUUCGAGACGCGCUGAUCUGAAGUCACACGGCCGACAGCUCAGGCAUACCUGCGUCCGCACAGCCGCAGCUGCCCAUGCGGCCACUUGAACGCGCCGCCUUCUGCAACCAGCACAACAACCCACUAGGACACCACCCCUUCGGCAAAUGCAACACACGCUGACUGGACACCACUUGAGCUUGGUCCACGAGCCUACAAAAGCGGCUGAUACCACUAUCUCAAGGACUCUCAGGCAUGACUGGACGCAGUCAACGCCAGCCGUGGCUUCGCCAGUGGCCACUGCCGCCUGAGAGAACAACUCCGGGUUUUGGGCACAAUGAUCCCCCCAUUCCGGUGCCGUUUCUCUUCUUCCAACACUAGGAUUUGCCCCGAUUAUAGUAGUGCUCAGACUGCACACACUCACGCCGCAUAACCACUACAUCCUUCACCCAGAGUAACUUAACAGCCCUUUCAAAUUGGCUAUCCUGUCGUUUCACCCUUUCCCCCACCUUUCAGCCGGACUGAAAUCCACCCCACUGACUACUGCCCACGCUGGCGCCACUAACCCCGACGAGGUUGCGCGCCUACUGGCCCAACACCCGGAGGAUACCCGCAAGCAAGUUCUUCGCAACGGUGGUCGCCUGCUGGGCGAGUUGGCCCCCUCGCGGGCCUUUGGCGACGUCCGUUACAAAUGGCCGGCCAAACGGCUGGUCCAGUUGGCCAGAUAUUUUGGCGCCGAACAGGCCACAUACUCGGAGAGCAUAGUUCCGAUGGGUCCUUGGGCGGGCCUUCCAGCUCUUCCUUCACCUUAUUCCAGUCCGCCUUAUCUGACGGCCAAGCCCGAUGUCAAAACUGUUCGAGUAUGUGUCCGACGCUUUUUGCAAUUGCUCGAAUGUGACCUAUCGGUGGCAAACGUCUGUCUAACUGCAUUUGCUCGUUUUCGUUGCUGAUGUACAGCGGCGUGACCGAUCUCAUGAAAUGUUGACCGAAAUUUUGAAACGCCUUUUAGAUUAGGAAGGAUUUCUUAGGUGAGAUUGUAAUAAUGAUUAUCUUGCGGCACAAUCCCAUGGUAUUUCUGACUCAUCAGGAUGUCGGCUUUCAAAUGCACUUCCUUCCGACUUACUGCAGAAGUCGUACUUGGCUAAAAAUGACUACUCAAGUAACAUGACUUUUUCACAUUGAUUUUCGAUGGUCUUAUAAAUUCAAAUGUAUUUUAAAGAAAACAUGCAAAAAAUAUGCUUUCUUUCACUCGUUUGGUAGGAAAUCACAUUGUCUGCACAUUUUAUACCUGAAGAAAGUGUAUAUUUAGGUUUUGAAAACGUUUUCCGAUUUCCGAAUAAUUUUGGGUCAGAUCAACCGUUGCAUUAGCGUUGAGCGAUUUCAAUUUGCAAGAUGCAUGCUUUCCGCGUGAGAAAAGUCUUAUAUUCCUCUAUGCCUUUAAGAGUUCAUAAAAUUUUGCCAUGGAUGCGGGCUUUGUUGUACAUUUCAUGAGCAACAUUGGUAAACGGACAUGUGCGAUGCUGUAUGUGUGGACAUCAUAAUAAGAAACUUUUAAAACCGAAAGAUAAUCUUUCUUAGGGUACAAAAUGUGAAGACAAUGUGAUUUUCUACCAGACGAGUAUAAGAAUGCGCAUUUUUGUGCACGUUUUCUUUAAAAUUCACUCGAAUUCAUAUGACCAUAGAAAACCAAUGUGAAAGAUGCGUGCUACUUAAGUAGUCAUUAUUAACCAAGUGGUCGUGGCGAAGCAUGUAGUGUAUCAAUCUAGAUGGAGAUAAUAGUUGCAGGUUGAUGUUGAAACAAAGGAUAGUUUCCUGUCCACGGGUGUGGCCUCCGCGUGCCGGAUCCGGUUGCAGCUCACGGUACACAUUGUCCCUCAUUGCCGAUAGAAGCGAAGAUACGAACUCCAGGCAGCAAUUUAGAAGGAGAUACAAUCGUCCGACCUUUGCGAUUCUCUUUCAAGCCUUUUGGUACGGAUGGUAGAAUACACAACAUCAGUGAGGAGGAAUGAUGCAAACUCGCAAGUCGCGGCGCAUUUGACGGGACCCAACCACACGUUCAGGCCCGACGAGAUCGCACGUUCUCGCUGGAGGUGACAACCGAGUGAUUCGCGAGCUGCUUGGUUUAGGGUUUCCCAACUCGCAAUCGAGUAACAAGCACAUUGGCCUUCCUCUCCUUUGCCUGGGCAGAAUAAUUAGCCACGUGGGGAAAGCGCGGGCGAAUACCGUUCCCAGUGCAAGUGUCGAUGGGCCAAAUUUCCAAACCUUUAUCACAUUCUUAACCGACACGAGUAGUCGAAAUACGGCCAUUAACAAUGCGGCUACGUGCGGAGCCGGUAGUUAUGAUAGGUAUGCGCUGGCAUGGCGACUGUAUCCUAUGAACACUGCUGCUCUUCUGCACCCAUCACUCCUACCUGGUGCAGUCGCUUUGGAUUGGUUCGAGCGUGAAUGAAAAAUGUCAGGUGAAUUUAACUUCCCCCAGCAAUCGCAUCGGGUUUGUAGGUAUUGGAAAUAACCGACUGAGAACUACUGACAGAGGGGCAUAGGCGCCAAAUGCGGUACAGAGUUCGGGCCCGAAGUCGCAGGUAGCACCCCAUACCCUCCUCAAGCCGGCUAAUCAAGGUCGCACUCCACACAGGCAAGGUCCUGGGCUGAGGCAUUGACUACGUAACAACAGUCAUCCCGUCGGCCUACCUGUGGCUAUUGGCCAACUACCGCCACUUGUGAUAAACUACACGGUCAUAGUGUCUACAUGGUAGAGACCGUUCAGCAAUUAUGCAUUAGCUCCAUGCCGGAGUCGAUCCGUUGAACCUGAUGAGGAUGAGUCUAGAUAGUUCUUUGAGACAGUAAAUGUCAAGGAAACGUAUCACAGUUACCGCAACUUCUUCAAAUGUUAUUCAAUCUCGAGAUCAAAUUAUCUCCUAACAUUAAAUGUAUCACGUGCAUCUCUUCCAGUAAAUAUUAUUGGUUUCAUACAGCCACACAAUAUCUGACAAAAUAUCCAUGACCGAUGGAAUUUCUCUCGGAAUGUUACUUAAAAAGAAGCCUGGAAAGAUUGCAAACCGAAAGCUGUAAUGACAUUCCGCCGCCUUAUUUAUGAAAUGUAUUCCGUUUUCCGGCAUAUUUGAAAGUCCAAAGCAUGAGUAAAUUUCAGAAAAAACGAAAGAGACUGGGAUAGUCGUUUCCGGCUCGUCAGCUCUCGUCAGUUAGCCAUGCACCCAACUCAAGUUUUGGACGGCUCCGGAUCUGAACCUGGUCUCUUUGAUCAUUUGACGUUUUUAAGUCCAACUCUCCGCACCAUUAAGUCUAGACUCUCGCCCGCAACCAUAUCACUAGAAAUUGUCCCCUCCCUGCAGUUAAAGCCCUCGGAUCGCUACCUAGUCAUGGCCACGGACGGUCUCUGGGACGUGGUCACGCCGGAGUCGGCUGCCGCAACCCUCUCCAGCCUGCAAAAGGGCCAGUGUCCCGCCUCGCGCCUCCUGCGCACCGCCCUCUCCUUCCUUGGGCCGCACAUGGCUGCCUCCCAACUCCUGCGGCGUGGUAGAAGCCAACGAGGACAGGGACCUGCUGGUCUCAACGCAGAGGACUCAGAGUGCUCCAAGAUGGUGGCUGCUCUGCUGGCCUUGCCACCGGGCCUGGCGCGUUAUUAUCGCGACGACAUUACUGUUGUGGUGGUAGAAUUGCAGGUGCCUGAGACCUGA
Spirometra erinaceieuropaei is the source of this 7331-nucleotide messenger RNA. NCBI's taxonomy places the organism in Eukaryota, Metazoa, Platyhelminthes, Cestoda, Diphyllobothriidea, Diphyllobothriidae. The record is from the annotation of a GenBank genome assembly.